ACAAACGCGCACUGACUAGUUUGUCAUAUUUACUUUGCUUCUGCGCGAAACACUUACUCACACUAAUACAACAAACUUCAGUAUUGUGUUCUCCUUCGUUUCACGCCAGUUCAAUAAGGCGUCUUGCCUGAGCGCUUUCAUUUGAGUGCUCAACUCAGAUAACGGGAUCAGUGGCGUAUUAGCUGUGUCCCGCUUCCACUUAUGUCAAUUGAAAUGCAUACUCUCUGCUGUAUCUGCAGGCUGCAAUCGAAGGGAAGCAAGUCAACGGGAUCAGUUGGAAUGAGCUGUCAACAGUGAUGGCAUAAACACAUUCUAACUCUUUAGCUAUUUCUUCAACAACUGCCCAAACGAAUUUCUGUUGAUCUGGCAACACUGGUCGCUUGCAUGACCAACUUUUAAGAGCUUGGCUAAAAAGAGCAUAAGCCACGCUAUGCGAAUUUAUGCGAAAAGCAACUCAAUUGCUGGCGAUCGAGCGUCUGCGUCUGCGAGCCACAAGUCACAUCACGUCACGUUCCUGGUAUAAAACCAAAUGCGGAGCGCUUAAUGCAAUCAGUCGCCAGCCGCAAGUCGUCAGGUGAAGAGCCCAGCAACAACAAGUGAAAGAAAGCUGCAAAGCAAGUGCUCAUAGUGCUGUAUAGAGAGAGACCAACCAACCAUCCACGCGAGUGCAAAGUGCAAAAGUGUUGCAAGCCGAAAAAUGCAUCGUGCCCCAAGCCAAAUGAAGUUAGCCGGAGGAGCUCAGGUGCUACUGCUGCUGCUGCUGCUAUUCGUUGCCAGCUGCCAGUCGCGGCCCAUGGAUCUGUACGAUGAUGUUAGCGAUUUCUUUGACGCCAUCUCCUUGGACGACGUGGCCAACACGGGCCGCAACACGCAUCCGGAGCAGUUCUGUAUGAUGCCCGCCCGCAAGGGCGUGUGCCGCGCCCUGAUACCGCGCUGGCGCUACGAUCCGGAGCAGAAGAAGUGUGUGGAAUUCAAAUUCGGUGGCUGCGAUGGCAACGAGAACAAUUUCCCCAGCUACAAGACCUGCAUGGCCACCUGCGAGGGCAUGUAGCUGGUGGAGCUGGAGCAGCAAGUGAAGGAGAACAGCUGAUCGGCAUUUUCGUUUCCGGUCGGCAGGCGUUGCCAAAGGCGCGUGCCUUUGCUUUUCGUCCUCGAAUCAAAGGCAGCAUUUAUUUUAACACACACACACUCGCAUACACCUCUACACACACAUUCCCAUUAAGCAACUUGCUUUAAACAUUUCUC
Drosophila hydei is the source of this 1245-nucleotide messenger RNA. RefSeq names its product PI-stichotoxin-Hcr2e. NCBI's taxonomy places the organism in Eukaryota, Metazoa, Arthropoda, Insecta, Diptera, Drosophilidae. The record is from RefSeq and is a predicted model, not a curated record. Gene Ontology annotation, molecular function: serine-type endopeptidase inhibitor activity. The transcript is spliced from 2 exons. The coding region runs from base 698 to 1051 and encodes 117 amino acids.